Messenger RNA from Peromyscus eremicus (cactus mouse), 1234 nucleotides. It is a transcript of the gene Tcap, whose product is annotated as titin-cap. The record is from RefSeq and is a predicted model, not a curated record. Gene Ontology annotation, molecular function: protein-macromolecule adaptor activity; structural constituent of muscle; titin binding. The transcript has 2 exons. NCBI's taxonomy places the organism in Eukaryota, Metazoa, Chordata, Mammalia, Rodentia, Cricetidae. The coding region runs from base 304 to 807 and encodes 167 amino acids. Gene Ontology annotation, biological process: skeletal muscle myosin thick filament assembly; detection of muscle stretch; cardiac muscle contraction. Gene Ontology annotation, cellular component: Z disc.
CCUGGUCUGAGAUGGCGUUUACAGAAUGCCAGAUACCUGGCGGUGCCAGUCCGAGGACCCCAGGCCCCACUGGAGCACCUUCCUUGCUUUGGAAGCUGACCUCUGACCUGGGAGCAGCCAGAAUCUAGGUAUCCCAACCCCCGCCCUGGACUCAGAGCCCCACCACCACCAGUGAGUCUUGGCUCUGCUUAUAGCAUCUGACGCCAGAGGGGCUGGAAAUAGUCCCUGGAGGAGAGGGAGAAGGGGCUAUUUAAAGGGCUCCAGAGGAGCCAGGCACAGCAGCAGAGGGAGCAAGAAGGGAUCAUGGCCACUUCAGAGCUGAGCUGCCAAGUGUCCGAGGAGAACCAGGAACGCCGGGAAGCCUUCUGGGCUGAGUGGAAAGAUCUGACCCUGUCCACCCGGCCGGAAGAGGGAUGCUCCCUGCAUGAGGAGGAUACACAGAGGCAUGAGACCUACCACAGGCAGGGACAGUGCCAGGCAGUGGUGCAGCGCUCGCCCUGGCUGGUGAUGCGCCUGGGUAUCCUCGGCCGCGGGCUGCAGGAAUACCAGCUGCCAUACCAGCGGGUGCUGCCGCUGCCCAUCUUCACCCCCGCCAAGGUGGGAGCUGCCAAGGAGGAACGCGAGGAGACCCCCAUCCAGCUGCGGGAGCUGCUGGCACUGGAGACCGCUCUGGGCGGCCAGUGCGCGGAGCGCCAGGACGUGGCUGAGAUCACCAAGCAGCUUCCCCCAGUGGUGCCUGUCAGCAAACCCGGGACCCUGCGGCGAACCCUGUCUAGAUCCAUGUCUCAGGAAGCUCAGAGAGGCUGAGAUGGACUGUAACUCAGGCUCCACUGUGUCUGCCUUGGGCUGGGCCCUUCCUGGCUAGGACCAUGGAGGAGAGCUGCUGGCCGCGGCUGCUUUGUAGUUUGCCCAGAGGUGGGGGCUAUGGGAGGAGGGAGCCAGAGGCCAGGAUACUUAGUUGUCCUGAGUUCCCGAAGGGAGGGCAUCAAGGAUGGUGGGCUGAGGUGGAGCACCCUCAGCCCCAGAAGAAGGGACAAGAGAUACUGGCGAGGCCAAGAGGCCCCUGGAAACGGUGACCUGUUCGGUUACAGAGACGGAGUAGUAGGACAUGGAAGGGAUCUGCAAUGCUCUGGGAAGGAAGCUUGAAGACUAGAGGGAGGGGGAUGUGGAGAGGGCAGAAGCAGGGCAGGCCCCCAGCACCCUCCGUUAGCACUGCAAUAAAUGCUCAACCGUG